AUGACGACCGCAGGCGUAUCCAAAGCGCUUCCAAGGUUUCUCCUACCCAAACUGAGCUGGCAAGCUUCGCCCAUGCAACAACAAACAUUCCGAGCUCUAAGCACUCAGUCCAGCUAUAUCGCGCCCUCUAGGCACAGAGGCGCAAUUUCCAGCAAGUCCCUCACUCGCAAAAGACAAGAUGGCAUCCCGCGCCCCAGAUGCAGCAUCCUGCAAAACCCCUCCCACCACCGAGCCUUCCACGCCACGGCCCGCCGGUCCCGCGACCACCACUUCGACACCCUCAAGUUCGUGCAGAGGCUGAAAGAAGAGGGAUUCACCGAGGCCCAGUCCGUCGCAAUGAUGAAGGUGCUCAGCGACGUUAUCGAAGAAAGUAUCCAAAACCUCACGCGCACCAUGGUCCUCCGCGAAGACCAGGCCAAGGCAACCUACACGCAGAAAGUCGACUUCGCCAAGCUCCGCUCCGAGCUCCUCUCCGCCGACUCCACCGAGGUAGCCACCACGCGCGCCUCCCACGAGCGCCUCACCAACGACCUCGCGAAGCUGAACAGCCGGCUGCGGGACGAGGUGGUCAGGACUCAGGCGUCGGUGAGGCUGGAUCUUAAUCUGGAGAAGGGGCGGAUCAGGGAGGAGGCGAAAGUGCAGGAGCUCAAGAUCAAGGAGACGGAGAUGAAGAUUGAGCAGGAGGUAGGCGGGUUGCGGGAGAAGCUGGAGGCGGUCAAGUUCCAGACUUUGCAGUGGCUUAUGGGGGUAUGCACAGGUACCGCGGCCUUGAUUCUUGGUGCAUGGAGGUUGUUGAUGUAG
This is a messenger RNA of Drepanopeziza brunnea f. sp. 'multigermtubi' MB_m1, 801 nucleotides long. The record is from RefSeq and is a predicted model, not a curated record. NCBI's taxonomy places the organism in Eukaryota, Fungi, Ascomycota, Leotiomycetes, Helotiales, Drepanopezizaceae.